GAUGUAUCAUUGUUGAUCACGUGACAUAACAAGUCGGUAUAUUUAUCGAUAUUCGUUGUUUUGACUUGAUCAUGCUUUUAGAUAUUGUCAGAUAGUGUCAAGUAUUCUAAAACGUAAAGCAAUCUGACGUACGAAACAUGUCAAAAAUAACUGGAUACGAUACACACGAUGAUGGACCAGGCUUCGUUGGAAUAAGGUUUUGUCAAGAAUGCAAUAAUAUGCUCUAUCCCAAAGAAGACAAAGAAAACAAAGUAUUAAUGUAUGCUUGUAGAAAUUGUGAUUUCAAGCAGUUAGCAGACAGUAAUUGUAUUUAUGUCAACAAAAUUAUGCAUGAAAUUGAUGAACUGACACACAUUGUAGCAGAUGUAAUAUCGGAUCCCACUUUACCAAGAACUGAAGAACAUCCAUGUCCAAAGUGUAACCAUAGAGAGGCUGUAUUUUUUCAAGCACAGACCAGACGAGCAGAAGAAGAAAUGAGGUUAUAUUAUGUAUGUACAAAUCAACACUGUUCUCAUCGAUGGACCGAAUAA
Dufourea novaeangliae is the source of this 530-nucleotide messenger RNA. RefSeq names its product DNA-directed RNA polymerase II subunit RPB9 (gene RpII15). The record is from RefSeq and is a predicted model, not a curated record. Gene Ontology annotation, biological process: DNA-templated transcription; transcription-coupled nucleotide-excision repair; transcription initiation at RNA polymerase II promoter. The transcript is spliced from 3 exons. The coding region runs from base 138 to 530 and encodes 130 amino acids. Gene Ontology annotation, cellular component: RNA polymerase II, core complex. NCBI's taxonomy places the organism in Eukaryota, Metazoa, Arthropoda, Insecta, Hymenoptera, Halictidae. Gene Ontology annotation, molecular function: zinc ion binding; DNA-directed RNA polymerase activity; nucleic acid binding.